Saccoglossus kowalevskii is the source of this 1381-nucleotide messenger RNA. RefSeq names its product protein rolling stone-like. Gene Ontology annotation, cellular component: membrane. Lineage: Eukaryota; Metazoa; Hemichordata; Enteropneusta; Harrimaniidae. The record is from RefSeq and is a predicted model, not a curated record.
CUUCAUAUUGAAGAUUCACAAGUUGUGAGACAGUCCUGAAUGUUCGCCUGCCCUUUUUCGCCACAAUGUGCGGGGGAGAGUUUCGACCGUCAAAUUUCGGCCAUUCGGGAGUGCGAUCUGUGCCCGAAUUUACAACCUCACAGUGGCGAUGGCUGGGUCUACCAGGAACCUAUCUCUUCUAUCGGCUGUGUAUAUUUUUAUACCAGCUUAUUUGGAAUAUCCUGUGUAUCGUUAACUAUGGACCGCCUUAUUACAGCAACGAAAGACCGACAUACGUGUUUUUCGUAUAUGCAUCGCAUUGGGGUUACUGCAUGUUAACGCUGUACUUUUUCACUGCUCUCGUGUCAGCUGUAGUAUACCAUGCAUAUGGCAAGAAAGAUACUGCAAUUGACCAUAUUGAGAUGGCUGAACGAGGAGCAUCUUCCAACGAUGUGUCCGAAACUCUACGUCUACCUUUGCCUUGGUAUAUGAGACUCAACUGGUUCAUUCAAAACAUUGCAUUUGCUUCUGGAUUGACAAUUGUGUUGUUGUUCUGGGCAAUUGAUUAUGACCCAGCGACAGCCAAAAUCCACCCCUUCAACGUGCACGUGCACGGCGUCAACGCGUUUCUAAUUUUAUUUGAUCUCUUUGUGAUUGCGUCACCGAUUCGUGUGCUACACGUCAUCUAUCCUAUGAUAUUCCUCGCCUUAUAUGGUUUUUUCACAUACAUAUAUUACGCAUGCGGAGGGUUGAAUCCGGAAGGGGAAGUGUAUCUUUACAAAAUUGUCAACUGGAAGACAAAUCCCGGGAUGGCAGUUGGAGCAUUCGGUGGUAUGAUGUUCGUUUUGAUACCACUUGCUCACUUUCUUUUGUAUGGUCUGUACAGGCUACGAUUAUGUAUCAGUGACUCUAUUCACCGCCGCAGUGGUGGCGACAAACUUGCAUAAUAUGUAUCAGUGACUCUAUUCACCACCGUAGUGGUGGCGACAAACUUGCAUAAUAUGUAUCAGUGACUCUAUUCACCACCGUAGUGGUGGCGACAAACUUGCAUAAUAUGUAUCAGUGACUCUAUUCACCACCGUAGUGGUGGCGACAAACUUGCAUAAUAUGUAUCAGUGACUCUAUUCACCACCGUAGUGGUGGCGACAAACUUGCAUAAUAUGUAUCAGUGACUCUAUUCACCACCGUAGUGGUGGUGACAAACUUGCAUAAUAUGUAUCAGGGGUUCACUGUCAGUGUUAACACAUAUAAUGUUCAGUGUGCACGAAAUUGUAAGGUUGUCUACAGAAUUAUGUGAAUAAUUUAUUUUAUGGGGACCCUAUUGUGGACAAUAAUGUAAAAGGUUACUGUAUUUGUUACAAUUCACGUCAAUAAAACUACAUGUAUAUUGUUGUUUUGGAAA